AUCUUGUAGUUAAAAUUAUUUUAUACUUAAAAGUGAAAGAUUUAGCUAGAUUGUGGUGUCCACCCAACACAUAGUACUUAGUCUACGAGAUGGAAGGCAACGUAGACCCCGAUGGUGAACGAGGGCUGGAGGAUCCCAGUACUGCGGAAGGAGAUGGUGAUAGAGGCAGAUACAGCAUGCUAGCUCGUUGUGCCUCGCAGUCGUCACUGGACGAGUCAUCGCAGCGACGCGCGGGAGGUGAUGCGGGCGAGAUGGGGGAGGGGGCUAUGGGCGCGCGGCACGCCACCGCUCUCCUAGAUGCGCUCUCCCGACUACGAUGUGAUGCGACACUGUGUGAUGUCCGAUUGCAGGCGCAGGCGGAGGGCGCGGCAGAGCCUGCGCAGGGCGUGUGGGCGCACCGCGCUGUGCUGGCCGCCUGCUCACCCUACUUCCGCGCUAUGUUCACACAGUUCGACGAGCGUACACAGGAAGCUGUCACCAUACAAAAUAUAGAACCAAUUGCUCUAGAAGUUAUCAUACAUUAUGUCUACAAUCCAAAGUCAUUGGUCAUCACAGAAGAUAAUGUCCAGAGCUUGCUGUCAGCAUCAUCACUGCUGCAAGUGUCGGGGGUGCGCGCGGCGUGCUGCACCUUCCUGGCGAGCGUGCUGGCGCCGGACAACGCGCUCGGCAUCCGCGCCUUCGCUGAGCUGCACGCCUGCCAGGACCUCAAAGACUGCGCGGCCAGAUAUGUGCACAGACACUUUGUUGAGGUUCUGGAAACUGAAGAGUUUCUAUCCCUGACUGCGGAAACCUUGGCACAGCUUCUGGAUAGCGACCGAAUUAUGGUUCCGAACGAGGAAGUAGUUUUGGACGCGGUGAUCAGAUGGAUGCAGCACAAUCCAGAGGAACGUCAGCAACACCUGGGCGCGCUGCUGGAGCACGUCCGGCUGCCACUGCUGGCACGCGACGUGCUCGUUGCACGCGCCGCCGCGGAGCCCCUCGCCGGCGCUGGACUGCGCGUCAAGGACCUGGUGAUCGAGGCGCUGUCAUUCCAUCUGCUGCGCCCGGAGCGACGCGCAGCCGCCGCCGCAGCCUGCGCACGCGCACGUCCCAGACAGCCACCGCGCGCUCCUAAGAUGUUGCUGGUGGUGGGCGGGCAGGCGCCCAAGGCGAUCAGGUCGGUGGAGGCGCUGCAGCUGGAGGCGGGGGCCUGGCGGCGUGCUGCGGACCUGCCCACGCGCCGCUGUCGCGCCGGACUCGCUGUCGUUGCAGGCAAGCUGUACGCAGUCGGCGGCUUCAACGGUACAUUGCGUGUGCGCAGCGUGGACAUCUACGACGCGUGCGCGGACACGUGGGCGCCGGGCCCGCCGCUGUGCGCGCGACGCUCCACGCUCGGUGUGGCCGUCAUCGGCAACGUUAUAUACGCCGUCGGCGGAUUUGACGGAGCGUCGGGGCUAAGCUCUGCGGAGGCGAUGGACGCGCGCGAGGGCGUGUGGCGGCCCGUGGCCAGCAUGAGCACGCGCCGCUCCUCGGUGGGCGUGGCGGUGCUGGGCGGG
Messenger RNA from Papilio xuthus (Asian swallowtail), 1535 nucleotides. It is a transcript of the gene kel, whose product is annotated as kelch protein. The transcript has 14 exons. NCBI's taxonomy places the organism in Eukaryota, Metazoa, Arthropoda, Insecta, Lepidoptera, Papilionidae. Gene Ontology annotation, molecular function: protein binding. The annotation marks the transcript as partial. The record is from RefSeq and is a predicted model, not a curated record.